AUGUUAAUCGGCGGUAAUGUGGUGAAUUCUAUCAAUCGACUGGAAUUGGAACGUGUACAGUCACAACUGAAGGGAGCUGAUUACAAAUUACACACAAGGAAAUCGGCGGGAUCGAAGUCGCCUCUUCAGGGUUUAAGAUACUCAGUUUCCAGCUUAGAGAACAUUUCGGGGAAUGUGGCACGUGAAGAUGUGAUUGUGAAUGUUACAAAAAGUGUACAAAAGCAUGUUAAUACAGUUCGUUCCACAACACUGAAACCUAGUAAGCGAGUAAAAGUUAAAGUCGCUCCAAAGGCUUCUUCAAAGAGUCCAGUUUCGCAACCUCAAAUUGGCCCCGAUGGUACAGGACAGUUCAUCCCACCAACACCACCGGCUAUUCUUGCGGCUAUCCUAAAUAGUAUUUUAGUUCCUACCACACCUACGAUUAGUACGACAUCAACAGAAGAACCCAGCACUACACCGAAUGGAUUUACUACAUCGACGCUGGAGCCUACUACCGUUGAUACAACUGCAACAACAUCGACCACAAUUGAUCAAACGUCAACUACCUUAUCUUCGGUUACAGACACGACAACCACCGAAGAAUCGAGUACUACGACAGAAAGUACCACGGCUGCCACUGAGAGCACUUCAACUAGUCCCGAAGGAGUGAGUACUACGUCCAUUUCUACGUCUACAGAAAUAAUCACCCCAACCACUAAUCAAGAAACAAGUACUACAACUGAAAUCACAUCUACUCCUACUCCUACUACUCCUAUUACUGAAGUGAGUACCACGACAGAAGUUAUUACAACGAGUACUACAACAGAAAGUACCACGGCUACCACUGAAAGCAUUUCAACAACUACCGAAGAAGUGAGCACUUCGAGCAUUUCGACGUCUUCAGAAAUAAUUACUCCAACACCCAAUCAAGAGACAAGUACUACAACUGAAAUCACAUCUACUCCUACUCCUACUACUCCUAUUACUAAAGUGAGUACCACGACUGAAGUUAUGACAACGAGUACUACAACAGAAAGUACCACCCCUGCCACUGAGAGCACUUCAACUAGUACCGAAGAACCGAGUACUACGACCAUUUCUACGUCUUCAGAAACAGUUACUCCAACUCAAGAGACAAGCACUACAACUGAAAUCACUUCAACAUCCACUGUUGCUAGCUCAACCACUACCGAAGAAGUGAGUACCACACCCGAAGCUGUCUCCGAUUCAACUACCACAGAUGUAACAACUACUACGACGGAAGUUACCACAACUUCAACGGCAGGACCACUUUGUGGUUUACCCUCAAACAAUUUAGCAAGCAGUCAAAUUAAUACACUGGCCGAGAUUACAAAUACCGCUGUCGUCAACGACAGUCCAUUCGGAGCAACCGGAAACCCGAUUCAAACUGCUUCGAAUCUAUUUGCAGCCACAUCGAACGGGCUUCAGGGGCUGGCAAAUCAAUUUAUCACUGCUUCUUCGAUGGCAGUAUCGCAGUUAAACGAUGCACCUGAAGACGAUGCACCUACUGGAAUAACAUCUCAGAUUCAGAACAUUGGAAAUCCAAUAGUCGAAGGACUCCCGAACGCCAAUAUCAUCCAGUGGAGCGAUACACCCGUUGUAGGAAACGCUGAAACUGCUAUACAAAACCUAGCUAACCUGCAGAACGAAGCUCCCCCUCAAGGCGUAGCACAAGACAGUAGCGUUUUAGGAUUCUUUCAACAGUUGGGUUCACAGAUCAGCAAUGGUGCUGUCAUAGAUGGGAUAGCUUCGCAAGUUCAGACCAUUACAACGCAAAUUUCCGAAGGUUUGUCGAGUGCUUCAAAUGGUGGUACAACCGAUAAGGCGAAUACCACUAAUACUACUAGCCUUGAUCAAAUAACAAUACCGCUGCAGGAUCUUACAACGCAAGUUCCCAGUGUUCUCUUGAAUGCUUCAAAUGCUAUUGUGGAUUAUGACAACAGCACCAAUAGUAACGGCUCGAGUGUCAAUGAAAUUUCGUCCCAGUUUCAGAACAUUGGAAACCAAAUAACCGAAGCAGCCACGAAUGUUAUCAAUGCCUUCCUAGGUUCUACCAGAAACUCUACCGGUAACAACACUACUGUCAGAGCAAUAACUUCACAACUACAGAACAUCAGAUCUCAAAUAUCUGAAGGGCAGGCAGCUAAUGCAACCAGUACUAUCCCCGACUCCAACAAUAGUGUGGUUAGAAUUAGCUCAAAUUCGCGGGACAUUGCAAACCAGUUGCAACCAGUUGUUUCCGAUAAUCCAACUACAAUUACUAACCCAGCCCAUAAACUGCUUGCCGAAAAUGGGACAAAACUUGAUCCAGAAACACAAAACCUGUUGAACGAACUCAGUCCAAUCGGAGCCGCUGAGUCGGUCAAAAAUUUAGUUGAAACCUUAAAUGCUAAUUCUUCCCAAGUCAAAAACCCUGUUGUGAAUCAACUGCAGAACUUCGGUUCACAACUGUUGAACAUCAAUAGUGCACUCAACUGGAAUGCUAUCAAUAAAAUACCGGUAAUUGGUGGCUGGUUUGAAACCAACAGCAAUGAGAAACCAUUACAGAUUAGUCACAGACCAACGAUUGAUUGUCCCGCAUGUGAACAGGUAUGCGGAACAAUCAACAAUGCUGCAGUCGCAUCCCGUCGAUUCCGUAUAGUAGGGGGAAAUCCAGUUCAACCACCCAACAAGUAUCCUUGGACCGUUCGCUUUCUAUACUUCAACAUCGACGCUGGUCAAGGUUCAUUGAUCAACGAUCGAGCAAUUCUCACCACGGCAUCCGUUGCAAGGGCUAUGCCACUCUACUCUCAAGCAACUGCACUCCUCAACGUGUACGAUCUCCAGUCCAAAGCGGAGGAAAGACUAACGAAACAAGUGGCGAACAUUUUCCCGCAUCCUUCGUUCAACCCGCAACAGCCAUACGACAAGAACAUUGGAAUUGUGAUCGUUGAUAGUCCCGUACCACUUUCGAAAACUCUUGUGCCGAUUUGUCUGCCUACGUCAUUCGAUUCGUACGGUGGAACUGAAGCCGUAGUUGCCGGCUGGGGAGCCAACGUUCUCGGUGGUCCGUCCUCACCAGUGCCCCAGGAGGUACCAAUUCCGCUCUACACGGACCAAGAAUGCAAAUUGGCCAACAGCAACCUAACGAACAACAAUCUCUGCGGAGGUAUUAUUAAGCCUGCCUCGGAAGCCUCCCUGAAGUCGACUUGUGAGGGUGACGACGGUGCCGGACUGAUGUCACCUUCUCGGAUCAACCCGUCACAGCUAACUCUAAUUGGCAUUACAAUUGAAGUUCCCGGUAAAGGGUGCGCUAACACCCAUCAACCAGCGACGUUUACCAACGUACAGAACUUCAUGGAUUUUAUUAUUUUUUAUGGAAUUGGAUGUGGCUGCUAG
Sabethes cyaneus is the source of this 3378-nucleotide messenger RNA. RefSeq lists its product as uncharacterized. The record is from RefSeq and is a predicted model, not a curated record. The transcript has 3 exons. The coding region runs from base 1 to 3378 and encodes 1125 amino acids. Lineage: Eukaryota; Metazoa; Arthropoda; Insecta; Diptera; Culicidae. Gene Ontology annotation, biological process: proteolysis. Gene Ontology annotation, molecular function: serine-type endopeptidase activity.